AUGCCGAGCCAAUCCCGCUGGCCCUCCGAGAAGACUGGAUGGACGCCGCCGCCGCAGUUGACAGCUUUUAUUCACAUGCUGUCAUUUCACACCUGGAGAUUUGUCGCCAGCAGGUCGCAAUCUCGGAUCCAUUCCUUCCAAGUUGUGCGUUUCUUCAGCGCUAGUCAGAGAAGUCUCUUUUGCAGCACCACCAUGGCCGAGACACAAAGCGGCACGCAGACUCCCAUCUCCGGGGCUUCCACGCCAGUUCCCAGGGGCAAGGCCGUCAACAACAAGCCACCAAAGAAGGAAGUCAAAAUAUUGAUGCUUCAUGGCUACACCCAAUCUGGUCCCCUCUUUCGCGCCAAAACCCGCGCGGUGGAAAAGCUCCUCGUCAAGGCUCUGGCUCCCCGAAAUCUCAUCCCUUCUCUCAUCUACCCCACCGCCCCCAACCGGCUGUACCCCCGCGACAUCCCGGGGUAUCAGCCGUCAUCCGACAACGAAGGCAGAGAGGACGAGGAGAUAGACUCUUGGGCUUGGUUCCGCAAAGACGAAGCUACUGGGUCGUAUCGUCUUGUCCAGCAGGGAAUGUUACAGCUCGCCUCCGCUAUCGAAGAGACCGGCGGCGGUAUCGAAGGUGUGAUUGGGUUCAGUCAGGGGGGUUGUGUAGCUUCCAUUCUUGCUGCCGCGUUGGAAGGGUUCAGGCAGCCGGCUGAGGAGCACAAGGAGUGGGUGGAAAGUAUACGGGCCGCAAACGGCGGACAGCCGCUCAAGUUUUGGGUGUCGUACUCUGGGUUCUGGGCUGUGGACCAGGACCUGAGCGGGUGGCUUUAUCAGCCAAAGGUGAAGACGCCGAGCUUGCACUAUUUUGGUGGUCUGGAUACAGUGGUGGAUGAGAGCAGGAGUCAGGGGCUGGUGGAAAGGUCGGAGGGGGCAGUCAAGGUGGUCCAUCCAGGCGGGCAUUAUGUGCCCGUGAGCAAAGAGUGGGUGGUGCCGCUGGCUGGAUUUGUGCUACAGUCUCUAACGGAGGCCCCUCGUGAGGACGAGAAGCUGUGAGAUUGUCGGUCAUUCCAACAUCACAUCUGCACCUUGAUGCACUACGCGGGAUACACUAAUAGAUGAUAGACAGAACAGAACAUUUACCAUAUUACACUACUCGACAGUAUCAAUUGACCG
Messenger RNA from Podospora pseudopauciseta, 1155 nucleotides. It is a transcript of the gene FSH3, whose product is annotated as Family of serine hydrolases 3. The coding region runs from base 1 to 1035 and encodes 344 amino acids. Gene Ontology annotation, cellular component: nucleus; cytoplasm. The transcript is spliced from 2 exons. Gene Ontology annotation, biological process: secondary metabolic process. The record is from RefSeq and is a predicted model, not a curated record. NCBI's taxonomy places the organism in Eukaryota, Fungi, Ascomycota, Sordariomycetes, Sordariales, Podosporaceae. Gene Ontology annotation, molecular function: hydrolase activity.